AUGAGUAUAGAUUCAAGUCUAGGCUCGACAGAGCCUGCGCCUGCACCUGUGGCCGUUGAAUCGGGUGGCGAUACUACACCCAAACCAACGCAAGAGAAAAAGCAAGAAGGUCAACAAUCCACAUCGAUUCUCUCAUCUCUAUGCGCCCCAUUUAGCAACCUUCUCUCCGCCGCAUCAACCCCAACCAAGGGUGCCGCGCCAAAUUCCGAAUCGACAAAUGCCAUUCUUAAAAGCCAAGCCGAGGAUGAAGAGGAACCAGAACCAUAUUACAAACCCAAUGAAGUCCCAAUUUUCAAAACACUUCAAAAGAAACGAUUAUCAGGUACGCGGACGAAACAGCUUCUUCGGGCUGCAGGUCGAGCCUAUAAUGAUCCCCCGCCUCCGCCGGAAUUGGGAACUUGUUGUGGGAGUUCGUGUGAUCCGUGUGUCAAUGAUUUGUGGCGAGAGGAGAGGGAUGUGUGGAGGGAACGGUGGGGGGAUAGGAGGGUUGAGGGUGAAUAUGCGGAGGGAAGGAAGGAGUUGGAAUGGUAA
Messenger RNA from Penicillium longicatenatum, 531 nucleotides. RefSeq lists its product as uncharacterized. Lineage: Eukaryota; Fungi; Ascomycota; Eurotiomycetes; Eurotiales; Aspergillaceae. The record is from RefSeq and is a predicted model, not a curated record. Bases 1 to 531 code for a protein of 176 amino acids. The transcript has a single exon.